Messenger RNA from Tarenaya hassleriana, 1646 nucleotides. Its product is annotated as probable glucan endo-1,3-beta-glucosidase A6. Bases 40 to 1482 code for a protein of 480 amino acids. Lineage: Eukaryota; Viridiplantae; Streptophyta; Magnoliopsida; Brassicales; Cleomaceae. Gene Ontology annotation, molecular function: hydrolase activity, hydrolyzing O-glycosyl compounds. Gene Ontology annotation, cellular component: plasma membrane. The record is from RefSeq and is a predicted model, not a curated record. Gene Ontology annotation, biological process: carbohydrate metabolic process. The transcript is spliced from 3 exons.
CCAAAUCCAUAUUCAAAAAAAAAAGCUCAAACAAAAAAAAUGUCUCUUCUUGGUUCUGUCUUUCUCUUCUGUCUCCUUUCUCUUUCAAGAUCAUGCUGCUUUGCGAUUCGUAACCAGAGGAACGCCCAGAGAAACACGGAGCUGAAGUUUCUGAGCAAGAUCGGUGUCAACUAUGGCAGACAAGGAAACAACCUCCCAUCUCCUUACCAAUCCAUCAACCUCAUCAAAUCCGUCAAAGCUGGUCACGUCAAGCUCUACGACGCAGACCCUGAAACCCUAACCCUACUCUCUCAGACCAAUCUUUACGUCACCAUCAUGGUCCCUAACCACCAGGUCAUCUCCAUCGGCUCCGAUCAGACCGCCGCCGACAACUGGGUCAAGACCAACGUCUUGCCUUAUUACCCUCAGACCCUUAUCCGAUUCGUCCUCGUCGGGAACGAGGUCCUGAGCUACAGCACCGAUCAGGACAGAGAGGUGUGGAGAAACCUCGUCCCCGCCAUGCGGAAGCUUGUCAACUCGCUUAGGGCACAAGGGAUUCGUAACAUUAAGGUCGGUACUCCUCUCGCCAUGGACGUUCUUCAGUCGACGUUUCCUCCGUCCAGUGGAACUUUCCGGGAAGAUAUCGCCGGUCCGGUGAUGUUACCGUUGCUCAAGUUCCUCAAUGGCACGAAUUCCUUCUUCUUCAUCGAUGCCUAUCCGUACUUUCCUUGGUCGAGCGAUCCGGUUAACACCGGUUUGGAUUUCGCUCUUUUCGAAGGGAACACCACUUAUACCGACCCGAAAACCGGUCUGGUUUACACCAAUUUGCUUGACCAGAUGCUCGAUUCGGUUAUCUCCGCGAUGUCUAGCCUCGGGUACCCAGAUAUUCGUCUCGCGAUCUCGGAAACCGGGUGGCCUAAUUCGGGUGAUAUCGACGAAAUCGGAGCCAGUGUUCAUAACGCGGCGACGUAUAACCGGAAUCUGAUCAAGAGAAUGACAGCUAACCCGCCGGUCGGUACACCGGCUAGGCCCGGUUUAUCCAUACCGACGUUCGUGUUCUCCCUGUUUGACGAAAACCGGAAACCUGGUCCAGGAACCGAGAGGCACUGGGGAAUCCUACGUCCGAGCGGUACACCGGUCUAUGAAGUUGACUUUACCGGUAAGAAACAGGUUUCCGGUUACGGUCCAUUGCCUGCGCCGGACAACAACGUUCCGUACAAGGGCAACGUCUGGUGCGUGGCCAACGAAGGGGCUGACAUGGCGGCGCUAGGAGAGGCGUUGAGGUUUGCUUGCGGCAGAAGCAAUGACACGUGUCAGGCUUUGGCGCCGGGGAGGGAAUGUUACGAGCCGGUAUCGGUUACUUGGCACGCAAGUUACGCGUUUAGCUCGUACUGGGCUCAGUUCAGGAGCCAGAACGCAAGGUGUUACUUCGAUGGCCUGGCGCGUGAGACCACGACCAACCCCGGAAAUGACCGCUGCAAGUUCCCGAGUGUUACUCUGUGAAGAUUUCUUCUUUGAAGAUGACGGGAGCUGAAUUAGUCUAAGUCAAAUAUAUAUAUAUAUAUAUAUAUAUAUAUAUAUAUAUAUAUAUUCUUAAUGACUGUUGCCCUUUUUAAAGUUAUUUGUUUUGCAAUGUGAAAGAGAUUAUAAUAAUUCGUGAAAUUUUA